This is a messenger RNA of Zootoca vivipara (common lizard), 3826 nucleotides long. RefSeq names its product zinc finger RANBP2-type containing 3 (gene ZRANB3). NCBI's taxonomy places the organism in Eukaryota, Metazoa, Chordata, Lepidosauria, Squamata, Lacertidae. The record is from RefSeq and is a predicted model, not a curated record. Gene Ontology annotation, molecular function: nucleic acid binding; zinc ion binding; ATP binding. Gene Ontology annotation, biological process: replication fork processing; DNA repair. Gene Ontology annotation, cellular component: nuclear replication fork.
AGGAGUUGCUGCUGUUACGAUUGCUGCACGGAUGAAAGACCGGGUGUCGGUGAGGAAGGCGCUUCGACGAGGUCUAGGAAGUGGAAUAGUAAUUUAUAAGCAAGUUUCGUGUAGUUGGGGCAGUGCAGUUUUCUUUAAACUGGUGAGAGCUAUUGACUAGGAGGCCGUCAAAAACGUGGGAGUAAAAUACAGUACUGCGUAGUUAGUUCUGCUUGCACCCGAGACUGAUUACUGUACUUGAUGCAACGUAAACGAUCUUUUGACGCGUCUGAAUGGCAUUCCUGAACUCCUAGACUGAGGUGGUUUGAAGGGUGGCAGAAAGGCAGAUAUAUCCACAGACACCCCUUCAAUUCACUUUAGGACAGAGGUACUAGGUAAGGUGAAAUGUGGAGGGUAUUCGUAUGUAUAUCUGUUCCAGAAGCAAACCCCAUUUAGUUCCGUGGAAAUUAACCCCAGGCGGAACAUGGCAACUGUCAUCCAAGAGACUUGUACACGUCAAACUUCUGGUUCAACUUCCGAUGACAAUAAAAGACUGUCUUACCUACCUGAAAACUUAAAAGACAAACUGCUUUCAUUUCAGAAGAAAGGAAUUUUGUUUGCACUGGAAAGAGGUGGCAGGUGUAUGAUUGCAGAUGAGAUGGGCUUGGGGAAGACAAUUCAAGCAAUAGCUAUAACUUACUACUACAAAAAUGAAUGGCCUUUGUUAAUAGUGGUACCAUCCUCUCUGAGGUACCCUUGGGUUGAUGAGAUGGAGAAAUGGAUCCCAGAACUUUCUCCAGAGGAUAUCACCAUUAUUCAGAAUAAAACUGACACCUGGAGAAUACCUACAAGCAAAGUCACUGUGCUGGGUUAUGGCUUGCUAACUUCAGAUGCAAAGACUUUAACAGAAGCUCUGUACAAACAGAACUUCAAAGUAGUGGUAGUUGAUGAAUCACACUACAUGAAAUCCAGAAAUGCAUCCCGUAGCAACAUAUUGUUACCUAUUGUACAGAAUGCCACUCGGGCCAUUCUCCUCACUGGAACUCCUGCGUUGGGAAGACCUGAAGAGCUUUUCAUGCAACUUGAAGCAAUUUGCCCACGAAAAUUUGGCACAUGGACUGAAUAUGCAAAAAAGUAUUGCAACGCGCAUGUCAGAUUCUUUGGCAAAAGACGACAGUGGGACUGUAGAGGAGCUUCAAAUUUAGAUGAACUGCACCAGUUGCUAAGUGAUAUAAUGAUUAGGCGUCUGAAAAAUGAAGUUUUAACUCAGUUGCCGCCUAAAAUCAGACAACGGAUUUCUUUUGAUCUUCCCCAAACUGCUGCUACGGAAUUAAAUGUUAGCUUUGAAGAGUGGGAGAAAUUAAUGAGAGCUUCAAAUUUAGAUUCUGUGGAAAGUGACUUUUUCCAGGUGAUGGCCCUAAUUACAAGCAUGUUCAAGCAGACUGCCAUUGCCAAGGCAGGAGCAGUAAAGGAUUACAUCAAAAUGCUGCUUCAGAAUGACAAACUGAAGUUUCUAGUCUUUGCUCAUCACUUAAGCAUGCUUCAGGCAUGUACAGAGGCAGUGAUAGAAAGCAAGGCUCGAUAUAUUCGAAUAGAUGGAAGUGUACCUUCAGCAGAAAGAAUCAACCUUGUCAAUCAGUUUCAGAAGGACCCAGAUACUAGGGUGGCCAUUUUGAGCAUUCUAGCUGCUGGCCAGGGAUUAACCUUUACUGCUGCCACUCAUGUGGUUUUUGCUGAACUAUACUGGGACCCUGGACACAUAAAGCAAGCCGAAGACAGGGCGCAUCGGAUUGGACAAUGCAGUUCUGUGAAUAUCCAUUACCUUAUCGCAAAUGGGACGCUGGACCCUCUUAUGUGGGGAAUGUUGAAUCGCAAGGCCAAAGUUACUGGGACCGCACUAAAUGGCAAGAAAGAAAAACUGCAGGCACAAGAAGGUGACAAAGAGAAGUGGAAUUUCUUGAAUUUUGCUGAAGCAUGGAUCCCAAAUGAAAGCCUAAAUGAGAUAAAGAAUGAAGUUUUAUUUACUCACUUUGAAAAGGAAAAGCAGCAUGAUAUCCGUGCCUUCCUUUCACCAAAACCAAAUGCUGAAAAAAAGCGAAAAACUCUGUCUUGUGGUAAGGCUUCAGGCUUCAGUCCAGAUUCUUCUCAAGCCUCCAUUGAAAAGGACCAGGCAAAUAGUGGCUCUUUGGACUCUGAGGAACUCAUUGAGAAGGAUUUGUUUUGUAGAGAAGCAAAGAGACCAAGAGCUUUACUGCCAUUGACUCCAAAGAGCUCUCCUAAGAAAAGGAGGAACUCUUCAUUUGGAAAAGAAGGUUUUGGCACAUCAUUACCAUUUGGAAAAGAAGGUUUUGGCACAUCAUUACCUAAUUCAAGCACAGGAUGCCCUUCUGAGGCAACCUGGCACUGCAAUCUCUGCACUUUCAAUAAUAAUUCACUGCUGCCUUAUUGUGAAAUGUGUGAAUCUCCUCGGAGAAAGAACAGUAUAAAGAACGAAAGCCAGAUCAGCAAUUCUGUUUCUCCGGGGAUUGGGGGAGAAAGCGCAGCCCGAGAGAUUAUAAACCUUAAUGAUGCAGGAGGGACAGCCCAUAAAAGUUGCCGGAGAAAUAUUCUAGAGCAACCACUGACUGGGAUGUCCAGUGGAACAAAGGAAGACAUAAAUGAGCAAUCUAACUGUUGUGAGCAAGAGCUCAGAGUGGAGCAUACAGAAGCACCGGAAUCAUUCCCAGCAUAUUCUGGCCUGAAGUUCUGUGCAAGUAGGAACACAGACAGAAUUCAUGUCUACACAGUGGAUGGGGAGCCCCUGAACUGUAACUUCAUUCCGCUGGAUAUAAAAUUGGACAACUGGGAAGAUUUACCAGCGUGCUUUCAACAAAAACAGAACCGUUCAUUGAUACUGAGGUUUGUAAGAAAAUGGAGUGGUCUAACAGCCAUGAAGCAAAGAAUUAUCAGGAAAAGUGGCCAGCUAUUUUCUAGCCCCAUUCUUGCUGCUGAAGAGCUGUUGUCAAAACAACAAGCCAAGCUCAGCAGUACCAAACGGUACAUAACAAAAGAGGAUGUAGCGGAAGCGUCACUAAAGAAGGCUGACAGUAUUGGGGGCAGUGUUCGUAUAGUUACUAAAAAAACCCCAGUUGCCUUAAAUGGCCACACUGCCUCUGCUGGGGGAAAGGACAACAAUUCUACAAAGUUGGCUUCAGAAGAUAGGAACUGCCCAGCCCUCAUAUCAGACUCCAGUCAGGCUGAUUCUGUUGAGGAGCCCACCUUAGGCAAAGGCUACUUGCAAGCUGUAGAUAAUGAAGGAAAUCCACUUUGUCUUAGCUGCCAAAUGCCAGCAGUCCAGAUUGACCAGAAGUCCACCUCAACUGCCUGUGACACACGGUUUUGUUCUCAUAAGUGUCAAGAUGACUUCUUAUUCCGCACUAGCCAAAGCUACUUGAGAACUAAAGUAUUUGAGACAGAACAUGGGGUUUGUCAGAAGUGUUGUCUGAAUGCCCAGGAGCUCUACCUUUGUGUCAGAGAUGCCCCAAAGAAUCACCGUAAAAAUCUUCUGGAUAGCUCUUGGAUGUCCAAGCUUCCUUUAGCUCAGUUAAAUGAAAUUAUAUUGAACCCAACUGAAGGUCAGUUUUGGCAGGUGGAUCAUAUCAAGCCAGUUUACGGUGGAGGAGGACAGUGUUCCCUAGAAAAUCUUCAAACACUGUGUACCGUUUGCCACAAGGAGAGAACAGCAAAGCAAGCCAAGGAAAGAAGUCAAAUGAAAAGAAAAACUGUAGCUUCAAAGUAUGGAUCUGAUAUUACCCAAUUUUUUGUGAAAUUAUGAAGCUAAGAUAAUUCAGAGGCUCAUGUAUAGUUU